Gilbertella persicaria is the source of this 1838-nucleotide messenger RNA. Its product is annotated as GDP dissociation inhibitor. NCBI's taxonomy places the organism in Eukaryota, Fungi, Mucoromycota, Mucoromycetes, Mucorales, Choanephoraceae. The transcript has 6 exons. Gene Ontology annotation, biological process: vesicle-mediated transport; small GTPase-mediated signal transduction; protein geranylgeranylation. Bases 133 to 1680 code for a protein of 515 amino acids. The record is from RefSeq and is a predicted model, not a curated record. Gene Ontology annotation, cellular component: cytoplasm; nucleus; Rab-protein geranylgeranyltransferase complex. Gene Ontology annotation, molecular function: GDP-dissociation inhibitor activity.
CAUGAAAUUUAUGUUUCUUUUAUUGCUUUUUCUCAACCAAUCACAGGCUCGGGUUUUAUUGACACUCGACUGCACGCAUUGUUGUAUUGACGCGCCACAUAAUGUUUUCAACAUCUUGUUUCUAAUAGAAAGAUGGAAGAAAAUUUAGAGAAUGAACAUUUCGAUUACAUUGUACUUGGUACUGGCUUGAUAGAGUCCAUAUUAGCCGGUUCACUUUCACGAAGUGGUAAAAAAGUACUUCAUUUAGAUAGCCAUCAAAACUAUGGUGGCAAUUGGGUAGUAUUCGGUUUCCGAGAAUUAGUUCAAUGGUGCUUGGAUCAAGCUCAAGAGACAACCCGACCUUGCAUAGAGGAGAACAAAAUAGAUUACGAAAAUAGUUAUGCCUCCAAUUUCCGUCAUGUCGAACUACACAUUCAUGCUGAACAGCCAGUUGAGGAUGAAACAAUGUCUCUCCAGCCCUCUUCAAGUUCAGAUCAAUCGCUUUUUGAUGCUUUUUUCAAAGAUCAGCCUAACAACAUAGGCAAGAAACAGCUUUUUAUUGACUUGUUAAAGCAUUCUCGUUUGUACAAUUUGGAUUCAACACCUAAACUGCUAGGUUCUCGAGAGGAUCUCGUGGAGGCGUUGGUUCGUAGUGGCGUUGGACGCUAUCUUGAAUUCAAAAAUGUAGACGAUAUCUAUAUUUUUGACAAGGCAAAAAAAGCAUUAGAGAAAGUGCCAAGUUCAAAAGAAGACGUCUUUACUAACAAAUCAGUUACCUUGGUUGAAAAGAGAAAACUGAUGAAGUUUUUGACGUUUGCAAUGGAGUCAAACGAGCAGGAUCCUUUGUUAGAAGGCACAGAGCAAAUGUCUUUUGCUCAAUUCUUGCAGGAUAAGUUCAAGAUGAGCGAUAAGUUACAAGAAGCGAUUGUUUAUGCCAUUGCCCUUGUGGAUCAAAUUGCCUCUGUCAAAGUGGGUUUACAGACCACACAAGCGUUUGUUAAAGCAAUGGGUCGGUUUGGCAAAGGAGCCUAUUUGUGUCCGCUGUAUGGUGGUGCUAGUGAGAUUGCACAAGCAUUCUGUAGAAUGUGUGCAGUUUAUGGUGGUAUUUAUAUGCUUAACCAGCCCCUUGAUCACUAUUUAAUGGAAGAAGGCAAAUGCGUUGGUGUAACUACUACAGAUGGAAAGCAAUUCAAAUGUGACAAACUUAUUGCUGAUAUUGACUACUUAAGCCCCUCUUGGUUGCCACAAGAACAAGCGUUAGGGACAUGGAUCUCAAGAGCCAUGAUUGUCACAAGUAAAGAUGUGCCUACAUCCAUUGGUUAUAGCGUAUUCCCACCUGGUGUAUGUGGUAACUCAGAGCCCAUCUAUGGUAUUCACCAGAAUGAAGAGAGCAUGGCUUGUCAAAAAGGACAAUAUGUAACCUAUCUUUGGACUACCUCAAAGGAACCUUUUGUCCUUAAAGAAGCUGCUGAUUUACUUACCAAGGACACUAUAUUCACUGUGUUUUAUGAGCAGUAUGUACGCAAUGCUCCUGAAAUGACUGAAUUACCUGCCAAUGUGAUACCAUGCAGUGAUCCUGAUGUAACUUUGGAUUUCCAAUCUGCUGUUACCGAAGCAAAAAGUUUAUUUUAUCAAUGUGUAGACACAAGUGUAGAAUUUAUGCCUGCAGCAGAAGAGCAGGAAGAUGAUGAUAUUUUAUAAUAAAAGAAACUAAUUCACAAGAAAGAACAUAUACACCAUUUGAAGAGCAGCAAUUGUGAGUAAGAACCACAAACGUCUUUUACGUUGAGGGUUCAUGGUAGAAGGACCAGCGGCUGCAUCAGGUAAAAUAACAUAUCGCAUUGAGCGAAGCUACCAAA